Molecule: messenger RNA, 852 nt
Organism: Prunus avium (sweet cherry)
Lineage: Eukaryota; Viridiplantae; Streptophyta; Magnoliopsida; Rosales; Rosaceae
Product: embryo defective 2735
Source: RefSeq, a predicted model, not a curated record
CAAUUUGCAGCCGCUCCACUCCAUCAGCUCUCUAACUUCGAAAUUCUUCUUCUUCAAGCCUCUCUCUGUAUGGAAGUCACUGGAAGGCUAGAAGAUUGGGUACAAAGUGAGAAGUUAGAGGCAUCAUAGAAAUGAAGGUGAAGGUGGUGUGUAGGAAGCUGUACGAUUACGUUCGCUAUGAUCUGAAAGAGAUUGCAUUUCCAUCUUCGCUGCCAGACCCUCCUCAUAUCAAGAAGCGCCGCAAGCUCACAUGGAAUGAACGGUUCUUGGUGUUGAAGGAGGCUUCUAGGCUGUAUGCUGCCAGCUGGGUUCGGGAUAUUGGUCCUGAACUGCGACCUAAUGAUUUUAAGGAUGAAGAGAGUGAAGAUAAACCUGGUAGACCACAGGGCCCGGCUAAAGAGAAAGAACCCUCAACAUUAGAGGAUCUUGCUGUGGCUGCUAGAGGAGGAAUGGAGACAUUAAAGCCUGCUCUACAGCGUGUCUACAUGACAAGAGCUUCUGCAUAUAAAGAUGCUCUUCAAAGUUUUAUACAUGGGUACCAAGAAGGAAUCCAGCAGGUUAUGGAGAAAAAGGAAGAUUCUAAAUCUGAACAGGAAAGUGAUAAGCCUGAUAAAUCUACUUAACAUCUUCUGUAAGAGGCAGCAUACUUAGGUUUCCUCCUGCACAACUACUGAAGCAAGUUAUUGCUGCACCUAUAGACACAAGUUGUCGAGCUUUAGUUUUAGCUCAGUUUUGAGAACAUCUUCCAUGAUCAUUCAUUUGAGUGCUCAAGAAAUGUGAAUAUAAUGGAAAUUUGUAGUAUAUUUCUCUUUUGGACACACCAAACAUUAUCUAGUUUUUCAGAGUUUUGUA